Molecule: messenger RNA, 444 nt
Organism: Suillus subaureus
Lineage: Eukaryota; Fungi; Basidiomycota; Agaricomycetes; Boletales; Suillaceae
Exons: 1
Molecular function (GO): zinc ion binding; nucleic acid binding
Source: RefSeq, a predicted model, not a curated record
AGAUCCUCAGACCAAAGGGUAGCUCAUGCAAUUUUCCACUUUACUAACCCCUCAGCAGCCAACACCACCUUACACGAUGGUAUAUACAUAGGCCAAGAAAAACUACACCCACACAAGGACAAAUGGGAGCCAGUCCAAUGUGUCAAAUGCCAGCUAUGGGGCCAUGUAGCCAAAGAAUGCAAAGCCCCAAAGGACAUCUGUGGUACCUGUGGAAAGAACCACCAGACUGACACCUGCAAUGCAUAUCACACAUUCUAUUGCAUCAGCUGCAACUUACAUGACCAUGCAAGCUGGAACAGAAACUGCCCAGAGUUCGAGAAUUGCUGCACAGGAAUUGACACCAAGCUCCCAGAAAACUCCAUGCCCUACUUCUCGACUAACGAAGAUUGGACUCAGGUUAUGUUAGCCCUGAAACCAGCCGAACAGCCCCUCACCAAUCAAUGA